This is a messenger RNA of Trichophyton rubrum CBS 118892, 441 nucleotides long. RefSeq lists its product as uncharacterized. The record is from RefSeq and is a predicted model, not a curated record. Bases 1 to 441 code for a protein of 146 amino acids. NCBI's taxonomy places the organism in Eukaryota, Fungi, Ascomycota, Eurotiomycetes, Onygenales, Arthrodermataceae. The transcript has a single exon.
AUGAAGCGCACAUCUAGCUUUAUAGAGAAGAUCAGGCAGAGUGUCAUCAUUUUCUCGAAACUGACGGACCCCAGCAGUCUGAAAGAUCCAGAGCAAAUUUUCCAGUCUCCAGUAAGCGUUCAUGAUACGAGUGUUGGUUGCACACUUGUCUAUGGUAGAAACCAGACUCUCCCAGAUAGCAAUCUUUGCGCGGAAUGUAUUAUACUUUUUCAUUUCUUCCUUGGGUACCUGGUUGGUGUUGAGAGGGAUAAGGGUUGGUCGGGAAGGAGACGGCUGGUAGUUAACGUGCGGAAGAACGCUGAAAGUCUCAUUUCCCCACUCAACGGUCUCGACAGACACAUAGGUAACGGAUCGGAGGCGGCUGAGCCAGCGGAGAGCGUGAACGGGGUAUCUCAGGCAGUCAGACAGCUUUCCGGUGAAGUUGUAGUCGAUCUGGAUUGA